AUGACCCUUUCUUUGACUGGAGAAAGCUCAUGGGACUCCUCUGUGGGGCGCAAGUGCUCCGAGCUUGCGGAUGAGCUGAAGGAGAAGGGCGUGCCUCUUCUUCGCGUGACACGCACCUACACUGUAAAGAAAGUGCUCAUAUCCUUUUCUCCUGUGGGCGAUGGUCUUCAGUACAAGCCGGCGUCGGAGCAUCACAGUUCUCUUCUUUUUGCCGACAUGUGGGCUAUUCGCCCCCUACCGCCUUCCCACAAAAUCUGCAGUAAGGCAGGUCUCAAGCACUUUCAGUACUGCUUUCAGGUGGAGUCCCAGUUUGGCUGGUCGUGGAAUCUCGUAUGCAACACUGCGCUGGAGCGCAGCACCUGGAUCGACUUUCUAGAGCAGCGCCGCCGCACCUUUCUGGGCAAGAGCCGAGCCAAUGCGGCAAAUGCGUCCGUCGAGCGAUACUGGUUCAUCGCGGCGCAGCAGGGAAAGACGAAGCUAUCCUUUAAUGAGAUAUCGAUGCUCGCCAACAAGCUGUUUGGUCGCGUGCCCGCUGCGGAGUUUGCCGACCGCUUUCGCCAGUGCGACAGCGACAAAGACACAUGUCUCAACUACGAAGAGUUUUGUGAGUUCUUCCACUACUUCAACGAGGCCAAGGCAGCGCGCAGUAUCUACGAGAGGCAGACAUCAGACGGCGCAUCUGGCAUGACGGCAGAGGAGUUCACCCGUUUCUGCAUCGCAAACGAUGCGGCGGCCACCGUGACGCCGAUGCGUUGUGCGUCCCUAUUUCACCUCUUUGCAAACAGGCAGUCGGACCGAAUGGCUUUGAACGGCUUUACCGCCUUUCUGCUGCACCCGCACCACAACUCCAUCGUAGACGCACGCCAACUUCGCUUGGCAGACUCGAUGGACCACCUCCUUCCACACUACUUCAUCAACAGCUCUCACAACACCUAUCUCACCGGCAAUCAGCUCAAUUCUGAGAGCUCCUACAAUAUGUACCGCGACGUGCUGUUGGCCGGUUGCCGCUGUGUUGAGAUCGAUUGCUGGGAUGGCCCCUCUGGCGUGCCCGUUGUGUAUCAUGGUCGAACCAUGACCACCAAAAUCGCCUUCGAAGACGUAGUCCGCACCAUCAAUGACUACGCGUUUCAAAACCCUAUCGACUAUCACGAAGCCACCUGGAACCCUCGCGAAUUCCCUGUGAUUGUGUCCCUCGAAGUGCACACAAGCCCAGAACAGACAAACCGGAUGGCAGACAUCAUCCGCAGUGUGUUCAAGGAGCGUCUGUUUCUCUCCCGCCUCGAUGCGUCCUCGUACACACCGGCGAAGCUGAAAGGUAAGAUCCUCGUCAAGUGGAAGAUGAAUGCCGCCGGUGUGGAGGAUCUCAAGGAUACGACGGGUAGCGGGAUUCGGGCAGACCGUCGAGCGCCUCUGCUCACCACGCUGAACCUCUCUACAUGCGCCUCGAUUGGGACCGUCCGAUCCACGUCAUGGGGUGCCGAGGAGCAACCCUUCAACGUUCAAAGCUAUGUGGAAGGAGAAGUGGCUCGGCUAGAGGCGUGCUCCCCGGUGGACUUUGUGCGCCAGAACACACGCAUGCUCUCCCGCAUCUACCCCGCGGGUACUCGCAUCGACUCUUCCAACUACGAUCCCAUGCUUAUGUGGCGCCUCGGCUGCCAGCUGGUAGCGCUCAAUUGGCAGACGCGAGAUCACAACUUUCGCGUUAACGAGGGCUUUUUCACACAUCAAAACGGUGGGUGCGGCUACGUUCUAAAGCCUGCGUACCUGCGCGAUGUCGGUGCGGGAUGCAGCGCCGCCCCUUUCACCCUUGCGUUGCGACUCAUCUGCGGUUCACAUCUCGGCACCACGUUCGACGGUGCCGACGUCAUCCACGUGUCAUUGCGGGUGUGGGUUCACGGCGAAGCGUGGUCGCAUGAAACCAUUGCCGUGCCAACUACAAUCUAUCCCGAGUGGAACGAAAGAAUGGAGCUGCAGGGAAGGUGCAAGGAAACCGCAGUGCUCUGUCUUUGCGUUGUGGCUCACACCCGCAGUGGCGCCACGCAUGAUGUAUGCACAGCAUGCCUUCCGGUGCGUGUUUUGCGAACUGGGUAUCAUGCAGUGCCGCUCCGCCACGCCAAAAGUGGACACACGGCCGAGGUCGCGUCCGUCUUGUGUCACCUUUCCUUUAAGACCUAG
Leishmania mexicana MHOM/GT/2001/U1103 is the source of this 2175-nucleotide messenger RNA. RefSeq names its product phosphatidylinositol-specific phospholipase-like protein. Gene Ontology annotation, biological process: phosphatidylinositol-mediated signaling; lipid metabolic process. The transcript has a single exon. The record is from RefSeq and is a predicted model, not a curated record. Bases 1 to 2175 code for a protein of 724 amino acids. Gene Ontology annotation, molecular function: phosphatidylinositol-4,5-bisphosphate phospholipase C activity; calcium ion binding. NCBI's taxonomy places the organism in Eukaryota, Euglenozoa, Kinetoplastea, Trypanosomatida, Trypanosomatidae.